AUGAUCUCGCCAACCCCGCGAGUUGCAGUUGAGGAUCCCACCAACCUCCUGCAUCGCCUCCAGCCAUUCCUGCGGACACUUUCUCCGGUUCCGCCCAGGCCAUCCGUCUCCGAAUCUUACCUCGAGAAAGAUUUGGCGACAUGCUCUCUCGCCUAUCUCCGAUUUGAUCGAGUCCGCCGGCCCCUGGAACCACCCUACGAUGGCCCCUUCCGAGUUAUCUCUCGUGGGACGAAGAACUUCCGCAUCCAACGCGGCACUCGCGAGGAGGUCGUGAGCGUGGACCGUCUCAAAGCUGCCGUCCCAGACACUACUCCGGAUGAGCCCUGUGGUCCCCCACCCCCUGCUCCGCCUCCGCGACCCUCUAUCCCUCCGUCCCGUAUACUUCCUUUGCCCCCAUGUCCGCAACCCACAACUGCAACUACUCCUUCAUCAACCAACAACACUGUAACCGCGAGCCAUACUCACUCUACUCCUGUGCCCCCUGUAUAUAUCACCCGUAGUGGACGCCAUGUUCACUUUCCUGACCGUUUCGUUACUCAUGUUUUUUAGACAUCAACAGUUCCUUGGGCGCCGCUACGCGCCACCUUCGGUCUAGCCGGGGGGUACUGUGGCGGUUCGCUUCUCCUUGCCUUCCGCCUUUGUCACGCUGCUGUCCUGUCCGCCUCACACUCCGUGUCGAUACGCUCCUGGGACGCGCGAGUGCUCAAAGCCAAUCAACGCUGUCCCAACUCUGAUUGGCUGGCGGACGUGGAGACAACAAAGGGCGCACACACGCGCAGACACAACACCUCGAGGGCGGACGCAGACAACAGCUUGCUUGGAGCGCGCUUGCGGCGACUGCCCACACAGCCUUUGUGUACACGCUUUCCAAGCAGUAACGUUUGUCCAACUCAAACCGUCUUCCCUGACUUUUGA
This is a messenger RNA of Spirometra erinaceieuropaei, 915 nucleotides long. The record is from the annotation of a GenBank genome assembly. Lineage: Eukaryota; Metazoa; Platyhelminthes; Cestoda; Diphyllobothriidea; Diphyllobothriidae.